Cladocopium goreaui is the source of this 1428-nucleotide messenger RNA. The record is from the annotation of a GenBank genome assembly. Lineage: Eukaryota; Dinophyceae; Suessiales; Symbiodiniaceae.
CCCUAUGAAGCCAUGGAAACCAUGGAAGCGAUGGCGGAUCACGAUCUCUCAGUCUUCAUGGGCCGCAUGGACAAGUUGUGCCAACGGCUGAGUGACUGGAAGUCGGCAACGCCUCAGAGAUCUCAGAGCCGGAGCACCUCACAGAGUUUGGCAAAUCGCUCAAGACAGCUCAGCAGUCAGUUGAGACAGCUCGAGGGUCAGGGCCUGGCUCGCAGCUUUGUGAAAUUGCGGCAACAGACCGAGACGCCCAGCAGUGGAAGUCGCCUUUGGAACAACAGUGGAUCCCAGGAAGGGACGAAGGCCCGCGUGGAGAGAGCUGAGAGUCCCAUUUUGAAGCUGUCUACCAGGGGCAGUCCGCCUGCAUCUCGGUCCCCCAGCAAGGCGUUGGUGAGCAUUCUGCCAUACUCAGCCAAGGAUUGGCUGAAUGAUGAAGCAAAGGUCUCCCAGGUCUCCCAGGUCUCCCAGGUCUCCCAGACUGAAAGGACAUUUGAAGCUCCUCAGCCACCUGAGUUGGCCAAAAAUGAAUGGCAACGAAGCCGAAAUAAAUUGAUUGAUGGAAGUCCUUCCAGACGCAGACGCGUUGAGAGCAAGAGUCCCAAGCGGACCAAUCCUUCGCUGAGUCCUUCCAGCCGAAGAUCUAACAGAUCUAGGGACGCCCUUUCCCCUGAGAAUAGCCCCUUCCAAAUGGACGGGCCGUCGGAGGUGAGAUUUUCUGAAACUUUGAAGAAUCCAAGUGAAGACACGAAAGGAUUUGAAGAUUCACAGGUGAUCUCUUCCUUUGAGUCUCGGAUACAAGCACUGCAACAAAAAGCCCGUGGUUUGCCAAGGCCACACAUGGAGAGCAGCUGGCCACGCAGAGACCCAUCCAAAGGUGGUGGAAGUCUCAUUGUCCAGGAUUUUCAGGAGCAGGCCCCUGGCUACAACGGCUAUGAAAGUCCUUCAACCGAGCUAUCGCACUGGAGAAGUCAAGUCAGGAAUUCACCAGACACCGGACGUUCUCAACGCUCAGAUGAGACCUUGGCCAGCCGCGUAAGUAACCUGGAAGACUCCUUUGCACGCAUCGAGUUCAUGCUUCAGCAAGUUCUUGGCAUAGCAGGCUCUCAGAUGCAAAUGCCAAGGGUGAACAGCAGGUCUCUCCAAUCCCGAGUUGACACCUGGCCCAUUGGACCAUUGCGGGCUCCAGGCCUUGGAGGCGGCUGUGAAGUUGUUCACGACGAGGCAGCUGAAACACGGAAAGGAUUCUUCAAGUGGCCCAUGGACAUAGCCGAAGCCACGGAACUUGCUCGUUUGAGGCAAGCAAAGGCAGCUUCGCGCAGUGCAUGAGCAUGUAGAAGCUCUCUGCAUCCAGUUUCUUUUAUCGGAUAAUGUUGGAGUUUUGGUGGCUCUUGUUGCCAUCGCACAUAAGUUCACUCGUGCGAGGGGAAAAAA